AUGAAAGAUACUGUUGUUGAUAUUGCCCCAAAGAAAAUCAAGGGGAUCAGUUUCUCUGCCUUGAGCGCUGCAGAUAUAGUUGCUCAAUCUGAAGUUGAAAUAUCCACUAGAGAUCUUUUCGAUCUUGAUAAUGGUAGAUCUGCUAAAGAAGGUGGUGCAUUAGAUGCCAAAAUGGGUGUUUCUUCCUCUCAAGCGGAGUGUAAUACUUGUCAUGGUAACCUAGCAUCAUGCCAUGGUCAUUUUGGUCACAUCAAAUUAGCCUUACCGGUGUUUCAUGUAGGGUACUUCAAGGCCACAAUUCAGAUUUUGCAGAGUGUCUGUAAAGGUUGUGGUGCGUUGUUACUUUCAGAAGAGGACAAACGUAAGCACCUCUCCGAACUUCGUCGUCCAGGGAUGGAUAAUUUAAGAAGAAUGAAUAUUUUGAAGAAGAUUUUGGACCAAUGUAAGAAACAGAGGCGUUGUUUCCGUUGCGGUGACUUGAAUGGUGUGGUUAAGAAAGCUGCAGCAGGUUCUGGUUCGGCAGCAUUGAAAAUCAUUCACGACACUUUCCGUUGGGUGGGAAAGAAGUCUGCCCCAGAAAAAGAUAGAUGGGUUGGUGAAUGGAAACAAGUGAUUGAGAACAACCCUGAAUUAGAACGUUAUGUAAAGAGGUGUAUGGAUGAUUUAAACCCUUUGAAGGUAUUAAACCUUUUCAAACAAAUUACGCCUGACGAUUGUGAAUUGCUAGGUAUAGAUUCGACUACAAAAUCCGGCAGACCUGAAACUUAUAUUUGGAGAUAUUUACCAGCACCACCUGUUUGUAUUCGUCCCUCUGUUAUGAUGCAAGAUUCUCCAGCAUCCAACGAAGAUGAUUUGACAGUUAAAUUGACAGAAAUUGUAUGGACAUCCUCCUUAAUUAAAGCUGGUUUGGAAAAAGGUAUUUCAAUUAAUAAUAUGAUGGAACAAUGGGACUAUUUACAGCUGGCAGUAGCUAUGUAUAUCAACUCGGAUUCUGUCAAUCCAUCGAUGCUUCCAGGCUCCUCUGGAACUAAAUCGAAACCAAUUAGAGGUUUUUGUCAGAGAUUAAAAGGUAAACAAGGUAGAUUCAGAGGUAACCUAUCAGGUAAGCGUGUUGACUUUUCUGGUAGAACAGUUAUUUCUCCUGAUCCAAAUUUAUCUGUGGAAGAAGUUGCUGUGCCUGAUAGGGUUGCCAAAAUUUUAACCUACCCUGAGAAAGUCACUCGUUAUAAUAAACACAAACUUCAACAGUUGGUGAUCAAUGGUCCACAAUUACAUCCUGGUGCAAACUAUUUAUUAAAGAAAAAUGAAGAUGCCAGACGUAACCUACGUUAUGGUGACAGAGUAAAGUUAGCUAAACAGCUUCAAUACGGUGAUGUUGUUGAAAGACACAUCGAAGAUGGUGAUGUUGUUCUAUUUAAUAGACAACCGUCCUUGCAUAGAUUAUCCAUCUUAUCACAUUACGCUAAAAUUCGUCCAUGGAGAACUUUCAGACUAAACGAAUGUGUGUGUACACCAUACAAUGCGGAUUUUGAUGGUGAUGAAAUGAAUUUGCAUGUUCCACAAACUGAGGAAGCUCGUGCAGAGGCAAUAAAUUUAAUGGGUGUCAAAAAUAACCUUUUAACUCCAAAGUCAGGUGAGCCAAUCAUUGCAGCUACCCAAGAUUUUAUCACUGGUUCUUAUUUAAUAUCUCAUAAAGAUUCAUUCUUUGAUAGAUCUCAGUUAACUCAACUUCUAUCCAUGAUGUCAGAUGGUAAAUUACAAUUUGAUAUUCCACCCCCUUCCAUUAUGAAACCACAUUACUUAUGGACCGGUAAACAAGUGUUUUCUUUACUAAUCAAACCUAACAAAAAUUCUCCUGUGGUCAUCAACCUUGACGCUAAAAAUAAAGUGUAUAUACCACCUCCAAAGAAAAGUUAUCCAAAUGAAAUGUCCCAAAAUGACGGUUACGUUUUAAUUAGAGGUUCUAAAAUUCUUUCUGGUGUGAUGGACAAAUCUGUUCUUGGUGAUGGUAAGAAGCAUUCUGUAUUCUACACAAUCUUAAGAGACUAUGGACCUGAUGAAGCUGCACAAGCUAUGAAUAGAAUGGCCAAAUUAUGCGCAAGAUACUUAGGUAAUAGAGGUUUUUCUAUUGGUAUCAAUGAUGUCACUCCAGGUGCAGAUUUAAAAAACAAGAAGGAACAAAUGGUCGAAUAUGCUUAUAAAAAGUGUGACGAAUUAAUUGACUUGUUCAACAAGGGUAAGUUAGAAACUCAACCGGGUUGUAACGAAGAACAAACACUAGAAGCAAAAAUUGGUGGUCUUCUAUCUAAGGUUCGAGAAGAAGUGGGUGAGGUUUGUAUUAGGGAAUUGGAUAAUUUAAAUGCACCAUUGAUUAUGGCAACAUGUGGUUCUAAAGGUUCUACCUUAAAUGUUUCCCAGAUGGUUGCUGUUGUUGGGCAACAAAUUAUCUCAGGUAAUCGUGUUCCUGAUGGUUUCCAAGACCGUUCUUUACCUCAUUUCCCAAAGAACUCUAAAACUCCACAAUCUAAAGGUUUUGUGCGAAACUCUUUCUUUUCUGGGCUAUCACCCCCAGAAUUUUUGUUUCACGCAAUUUCUGGUCGUGAAGGUUUAGUUGAUACUGCUGUGAAAACCGCUGAAACUGGUUAUAUGUCUCGUAGAUUAAUGAAAUCUCUAGAAGAUUUAUCAUGUCAAUAUGAUAAUACUGUCAGAACUUCAUCAAAUGGUAUUGUUCAAUUCACUUAUGGUGGUGAUGGUCUCGAUCCGUUUGAUAUGGAAGGUAACGCACAACCAGUCAAUUUCAUCAGAUCGUGGACACAUGCCAAUAACAUAACUUUCAGUGAGGAUACAGUUGGUUUGCUACCAUAUCAAAUCAUAGAAGAAACUAAUAAAAUCUUAAAGCCUCUUGAAGCUAAGUUGAAAAGAUAUGAUAAUGUUGGUAAUGAACUUAAGAAUGAGGAUGCUAAUAGAGAUGAGUAUAUUGAUCAAUUUGAUGCAGAAAGAUCAUUCUAUCAAUCAUUACGUCAAUUCAUGACUGAGAAAGCAGAAUUUUUAGCCAAGUUAAGGAAGGAAAGAGGCAUGAAAGAACUUCUUGAUGAACCUGGCGAAGAACUAAAAGAUAUAAACUGGGAUGAAGGAGUUUCAUCGUCCGUCUUGAUAUCUUUGAAUCAACUCUGUAAAAUUUCAAAAUCAUUGGUAGAAUCUUUCUUAACUAUUGCAAUUUCCAAAUAUCAUAAAGCCAAGGUUGAACCGGGAACUGCUGUUGGUGCUAUUGGUGCGCAAUCCAUCGGUGAACCUGGUACUCAAAUGACAUUGAAAACUUUCCAUUUUGCUGGUGUCGCUUCUAUGAACGUUACACUUGGUGUGCCACGUAUUAAAGAAAUUAUCAAUGCUUCGAAAGUCAUCUCAACCCCUAUCAUCAAUGCCGUUCUAGUCAAUGAUAAUGAUGAAAGAGCUGCUAGAGUUGUUAAGGGUAGAGUUGAGAAAACUUUAUUAUCAGAUGUGGCAUAUUAUGUUCAAGAUAUAUACAAAGAUAAUAUGGCCUUUCUACAGAUAAAAAUUGAUCUAGAAACUAUCGAAAAACUUCAGCUUGAACUAACUCUUGAAGAUAUUGUUGUGGCUAUUGCAAAAGCUCCGAAGCUCAAAAUCAGCACAAAUGAUAUUUCAAUCAUUGGUAAGAAUCGGAUUAACAUUGCCGUAAGCUAUGAUGCAAAAUCUUUGAAAUCAAUCUCAACAUCAAUGAAGGAACCUGAACCAAAUGAGGUCUUUUAUAGAAUGCAACAACUUCGUAGAGCACUUCCCCAUAUUGUUGUUAAAGGUUUUGCUGACAUUGCUAGAGCAGUCAUUAAUAUUCGUGAUGACGGUAAAAGAGAGUUAUUGGUUGAAGGUUACGGUUUGAGAGAUGUCAUGACUACAGACGGUGUUGUUGGUUCCAAAACCAAAACAAACCAUAUUCUCGAAGUAAAUGAAGUUUUAGGUAUUGAAGCAGCCAGAUCAUGUAUUAUUAACGAAAUUGACUAUACGAUGAGUAAUCACGGUAUGAGUGUUGAUCCUCGUCAUAUUCAACUUCUCGGUGAUGUUAUGACUUACAAGGGUGAAGUUCUCGGUAUUACUAGAUUUGGUUUAGCGAAAAUGAGAGAUUCUGUUUUACAAUUGGCAUCUUUCGAAAAGACUACAGACCAUUUGUUCGAUGCAGCAUUCUAUAUGAAAAACGAUGCUGUUGAAGGUGUCUCAGAAUGUAUUAUUCUUGGACAAACAAUGUCUAUCGGUACUGGUUCCUUCAAGGUUAUUAAAAAUACUGUUUUAGGUGAAAAAGACCUUGAACCAAAACCAACACUCUUUGAAAGUCUAUGUGACACUCUUGUUAGGGCUAAUUAA
Molecule: messenger RNA, 4374 nt
Organism: Kluyveromyces marxianus DMKU3-1042
Lineage: Eukaryota; Fungi; Ascomycota; Saccharomycetes; Saccharomycetales; Saccharomycetaceae
Gene: RPO31
Product: DNA-directed RNA polymerase III core subunit RPO31
Exons: 1
Coding region: 1-4374 (1457 amino acids)
Biological process (GO): DNA-templated transcription
Molecular function (GO): DNA-directed RNA polymerase activity; DNA binding
Source: RefSeq, a predicted model, not a curated record